UAUAGAAGUACAAAGAUGUCCAAUAUAACCGCAGCGGUAAUUGCCAACCGCAAUAAGAAACAUUUUCUGGGCGUGCCUGCGCCCUUGGGUUAUGUGGCCGGCGUGGGUCGUGGUGCCACUGGCUUCACCACCCGAUCGGAUAUUGGUCCGGCUCGCGAUGCCAACGAUGUGUCCGAUGAUCGGCAUGCACCGCCAGCAACCAAACGUAAGAAAAAAGAUGAAGAGGAGGAGGAGGAUGAAGAUCUGAACGACUCGAACUAUGAUGAGUUUAGUGGUUACAGUGGCUCCCUGUUCUCGAAGGACCCCUACGACAAGGACGACGAAGAGGCCGACGCCAUCUACGAUUCCGUAGAAAAGCGCAUGGACGAGAAACGCAAAGAGUAUCGCGACCGUCGACUGCGCGAGGACUUGGAGCGCUAUCGUCAGGAAAGACCAAAGAUUCAGCAGCAGUUUAGCGAUCUGAAGCGCUCCCUGUCUGGCGUCACCUCCGAAGAGUGGUCCACCAUUCCCGAGGUGGGCGACAGCCGCAAUCGGAAGCAGCGAAAUGCCAGAGCCGAGAAGUUUACGCCGCUGCCGGACAGCGUUUUGUCCAGAAAUUUAGGCGGCGAGUCAUCCUCCACACUGGAUCCAUCCUCUGGCCUGGCGUCCAUGGUGCCAGGCGUGGCCACACCGGGCAUGCUAACGCCCACUGGGGAUUUGGACUUGAGAAAGAUUGGUCAGGCUCGUAAUACGUUGAUGAACGUAAAGCUAUCACAGGUUUCAGACUCGGUGACGGGGCAAACAGUGGUGGAUCCGAAGGGUUACCUUACCGACUUGCAGAGCAUGAUUCCCACCUACGGCGGCGACAUCAACGACAUUAAGAAGGCUCGCCUCUUGCUCAAAAGUGUGAGGGAAACAAAUCCCAAUCACCCACCGGCCUGGAUAGCAUCGGCUCGCCUCGAGGAGGUCACCGGAAAAGUGCAGAUGGCUCGCAACCUGAUAAUGAGAGGCUGCGAAAUAAAUGCCCAGUCAGAAGAUCUUUGGCUGGAAGCAGCACGCCUUCAGCCCCCGGACACAGCCAAGGCGGUGAUAGCCCAGGCUGCGCGUCACAUUCCCACAUCCGUGCGCAUUUGGAUAAAGGCCGCUGAUUUGGAAACCGAAACAAAGGCCAAGCGCCGAGUCUUCCGCAAGGCCCUGGAGCAUAUACCGAACUCUGUGCGUCUGUGGAAGGCGGCCGUCGAGCUGGAGAAUCCCGACGAUGCCCGUAUUCUGCUCUCUCGUGCUGUGGAGUGCUGCAACACUAGCGUCGAGCUCUGGCUGGCCCUGGCCCGCCUCGAGACAUACGAAAAUGCCCGCAAGGUGCUGAACAAGGCUCGUGAAAAUAUUCCCACAGAUCGACAAAUUUGGACAACGGCUGCCAAGCUGGAGGAGGCCAAUGGCAACAUUCACAUGGUGGAAAAGAUCGUCGAUCGUUCGCUGACCUCCCUCACAGCCAACGGAGUGGAGAUCAAUCGGGACCAUUGGUUCCAAGAGGCCAUCGAAGCAGAGAAAUCGGGUGCCGUCAAUUGUUGCCAGUGCAUUGUGAAGGCUGUCAUUGGCAUUGGUGUGGAGGAAGAGGAUCGUAAGCAGACCUGGAUCGAUGAUGCGGAAUUUUGCGCCAAGGAGAACGCGUUUGAGUGCGCGCGUGCUGUCUACGCCCAUGCCCUGCAAAUGUUCCCCUCGAAGAAGAGCAUCUGGCUGCGUGCCGCCUACUUUGAGAAGAACCAUGGCACACGCGAGUCGCUGGAGGCACUGCUGCAGCGUGCCGUCGCCCACUGUCCCAAGUCAGAGAUUCUCUGGCUGAUGGGGGCCAAAUCAAAGUGGAUGGCCGGGGAUGUGCCGGCAGCGCGAGGUAUUCUUUCGCUGGCUUUCCAGGCGAAUCCCAAUUCGGAGGAUAUUUGGCUGGCUGCCGUCAAACUGGAGUCGGAGAAUGCGGAGUACGAGCGUGCGCGUCGUCUGCUGGCCAAGGCAAGAGGUUCGGCGCCCACGCCGAGAGUGAUGAUGAAAUCGGCUCGGUUGGAGUGGGCCCUGGAGCGGUUCGACGAGGCGCUGCGUCUACUCGAAGAGGCAGUCGAGGUUUUCCCCGAUUUCCCUAAGCUGUGGAUGAUGAAGGGCCAGAUCGAGGAGCAGCAGCGGCGCACGGAUGAUGCUGCCAACACCUACACACAGGGCCUGAAGAAGUGCCCCACAUCGAUUCCUCUGUGGGUACUCUCCGCUAAUCUGGAGGAACGCAAAGGCGUGCUCACAAAAGCCCGAUCCAUCCUGGAGAGAGGUCGUCUGCGCAAUCCCAAGGUCGCGGUGCUUUGGCUGGAGGCCAUACGCGUCGAGCUGCGUGCGGGACUCAAGGAGAUUGCCAGCACCAUGAUGGCACGCGCCCUGCAGGAGUGCCCCAAUGCCGGCGAGCUCUGGGCCGAGGCCAUUUUCAUGGAGACAAAGCCGCAGCGAAAGACAAAGUCCGUGGAUGCUCUCAAAAAAUGUGAGCACGAUCCGCAUGUUCUCCUGGCCGUCUCCAAACUGUUUUGGUCGGAGCACAAGUUCUCCAAAUGCAGGGAUUGGUUCAACCGAACGGUGAAAAUAGAUCCAGACUUGGGCGAUGCCUGGGCAUAUUUCUAUAAAUUCGAAUUGCUCCAUGGAACAGAGCAGCAACAACAGGAGGUCCUCGAUCGUUGUAUUUCCGCCGAGCCCACGCACGGCGAGUCCUGGUGUCGUGUCAGCAAAAGUAUCCAGAACUGGCAAUUCAAAACGCCGGAUGCGCUGCGUGCCGUUGUCAAGGAGCUGUCCAUACCAACAUAACUUUUAUUUUUCACUUUAUAAAUAAAUUUGUCUGUGCAGCCUAGAGCCGCAUCUCUUUGUAA
Molecule: messenger RNA, 2873 nt
Organism: Drosophila persimilis
Lineage: Eukaryota; Metazoa; Arthropoda; Insecta; Diptera; Drosophilidae
Gene: Prp6
Product: pre-mRNA-processing factor 6
Exons: 4
Coding region: 16-2811 (931 amino acids)
Biological process (GO): spliceosomal tri-snRNP complex assembly; mRNA splicing, via spliceosome
Cellular component (GO): catalytic step 2 spliceosome; U4/U6 x U5 tri-snRNP complex
Molecular function (GO): protein binding
Source: RefSeq, a predicted model, not a curated record